Messenger RNA from Suricata suricatta (meerkat), 2808 nucleotides. It is a transcript of the gene TLCD1, whose product is annotated as TLC domain containing 1. Gene Ontology annotation, cellular component: plasma membrane. The coding region runs from base 152 to 895 and encodes 247 amino acids. The record is from RefSeq and is a predicted model, not a curated record. The transcript has 4 exons. NCBI's taxonomy places the organism in Eukaryota, Metazoa, Chordata, Mammalia, Carnivora, Herpestidae. Gene Ontology annotation, biological process: phospholipid homeostasis; plasma membrane organization; membrane assembly.
AGAAGGGAGGAGCUCAGGGGCCUACAGGGCGCUGCGAAAUCUGUGCGAGGCUGGCGGCCGGGGUGGGCUGGCCCGAGAGGGAGCCACGUUCCCUGAGCAGUCCGAGAAGGCCCCCUCGACGGCGGACAGACAGACGGCAGGGAGGGCCAGCAUGCCUCCGCUGCUGCACCCCGCCCUGCCGCUGCUCCUGGGCGCCACACUGACCUUCCGGGGGCUCCGGAGAGCGCUCUGCCGCCUGCCUCUGCCGGCGCACGUGCGCGCCGACCCCCUGCGCACCUGGCGCUGGCACAACCUGCUCGUCUCUUUCGCCCACUCCAUUGUGUCCGGAAUCUGGGCGCUGCUGUGUAUAUGGCAGACCCCGGAGUUGCUGGUGGAGAUUGAGACGGCAUGGUCGCUAUCUGGCUAUCUGCUGGUUUGCUUCUCCGCAGGGUAUUUCAUUCACGACACAGUGGACAUCGUGAUCAGCCGCCAGGCACGAGCUUCUUGGGAAUACCUGGUUCAUCACGUCAUGGCCAUGGGUGCCUUCUUUUCAGGCAUCUUUUGGAGCAGGUUUGUCGGUGGAGGAGUCCUAACCUUGCUGGUGGAGGUCAGCAACAUAUUCCUCACCUUCCGCAUGAUGAUGAAGAUCAACAAUGCCCAAGACCUUCUCCUCUACCGGGUCAACAAAUAUGUCAACUUGGUCAUGUACUUUCUCUUCCGCCUGGCCCCACAGGCCUACCUCACCCAUUUCUUUUUGCGUUAUUUGGGCCAGAGGACUCUGGGCACCUUUCUGCUGAGUAUCCUGCUCAUGCUGGACAUCAUGAUCCUCAUCUACUUUUCCCGCCUUCUCCGCUCAGACUUCUGCCCUCAGCGUGUCCCCAGCCAGCAACACAAAGACAAGUUUUUGACCGAGUGAGAGGCACAGAGCCUACAACUUGUGGUAAGAGCAAAUAGAGCCUCGCACAUGUAUGGAAGAAUUAGCCCUGAGACUGGGGCAUCCUCUGGGGAUGGCCUCUCCACCUUUCAAGUCCCACACCUACUAUUGAAAAUGCUAAUGAAAGCACUCCAAAGUCCUUGUCCUUUCUUGGGCAAGGGGUGAGGGAAGCAGACAGACCGGUUGGACGUGCUGGUUGGGUGCAGGGACAAGGUGCCAUGAAGGCCAGCCAUCCCACACUGCCCUGACUUGGAUGCUGAUGAGAACUGUGCAUUGUGUACUGGUUUCAUACAGAGCCUCUUCCAGGGAGAAAGGGAGGGGCUCUUGGUUUUUUCUCCUGUCACUGUGAACGCGGCAAGCUGUGGUUGUCCCGGCACAACCAACCCUAAUCUAGGCCACAAAUAUUUGAGUUCCCGUCGCCAGAAUUGUAACAAGUGUGGUGAGGUAAAAAGGCAGAAUGUACCAACAGGGUAAGUAGACCGAAAGUCUUGCCCAAGCCUUGUUACUGUGGUGUAAUACGGCCUCCCUGAAGCCCAAUGAGAAACCAACAAAGAAACAUAUGGUGGAAAAAAAGUAUAUUUAGAUUUAGCCAGCUGGACGUGUUUAGAUGAUCCCGAUCUGAAAAACAAAAGGGGAGCUUUGUUACUAGGAUAUGAAAACUGAAGGUUAAGUUGGAAUAUCAUGAUUAAAAAGCAAAAUUAAGGUGAGGGACGGGCCUAUUAAGGAUAGGGGUGCAGUCAUUUAAGAUUAAAUCCGCGAAAGCCAGGUUUUAGUCAGUGACAACAGACACACCACUUGCACUGGGGGGGGGGGGGUUCACAUCAAAGGAAGCUUACUUUGUUGGCAACAUCCAAAGCAUCGUAGUCAGGAGCCAGUCGAACAUAUGCUUUCUUUUCUCCAUCAGGCCUGGGACGAAGGAAGCUUUAAUUCCCGCUGCUCUUACAGCCCCCAAGCCCUCCCUUCUUCCCCUAGUCUUUAUGGCACAUCACUGGUUCCUUCUCGUCAUUCUUUUCCAUUACUUGCACAGGAGACCAGGGAUGCCACCAAGCCACAAAUGAAGCCAACUCCCUUUUACAGGGAACACGAUAGAACAUUUUAAGACCUAACUCCAAGUAAUCGGACAUAAAUUGUAUCUUACUCCAGGGCCUGUCUCUGUCUAUAGAGGUGUAGGGAUCAAGAAAAUGAACACUGGGACGCCUGGGUGGCUCAGCUGGUAAGCGUCCCACUUUGGCUCAGGUCAUGAUUUCGUGGUGUGUUUGAGCUCCACAUCGGGCUCUGUGCCUAGGGCACAGUGCGAGGCUGCAAUCAUUAACAUCCUCACACCCAGGGGUCCAGCAGGCAAAAGCAGCAGGGACUAGCUCCCCACUGCUGGGCAGCCUGGAGAGCCCCUGGGGAGGGGCCACGUCUAGUCUUUGGCAUGGUGCCUGGGGAAGGAAGUGGCUAGCACGGUCCCCACUACCCCUCCAGCGGUACCGCCACGGAAGGGCCAGCUCUUUGGUCUGGAAAAACCAAUCAGUGCAAAUGAGAGCCUAGGGCCUGCUUCAGAUUGUGUCUCCCUCUCUGCCCCUCCUCCACCCACGCCACCUCUCUCUCAAAAAUGAAUAAAUAUAAAAAAAAAAUGAACACUAAACCCACACAUCAAGUCCUAGAGGCAGGAGAGCUAAUGUGUCCUCUAAAGUCUGUAUAGAUACAAAGGACUACAGCAGAAGCCACUCAUUUCUCAAGGCUUGCAAACUGUGAAACCUACUUCCGACUCCAUGCGGAUUUCCUUGCUCACCUGAUCAGAGUGUUGACCUUGGCCACGUCAAUGUCAUAGAGUUUUUUCACAGCCUGUUUGAUCUGGUGCUUGUUGGCCUUGACAUCCACAAUAAACACAAGAGUGUUGUUAUCUUCUA